AUGGUAGAGAGGAGAGAACGAGAGAACGAACAAUUAUAUAGAACGUGGCUUGAGCAACAAAGAAGAAGACAAAUGGGUCCAGAUGAUGAUGGAUCAGACUACAUAGGUGACUUUAAGGAAGAAACAGUGAGGAGAAGUUUUAUUAGAAAAGUUUUUUGUCUAUUAACACUUCAGUUAUUAUUUACAACUGCUGUUAUAGCAUUUUUUUUGUUUGUGGUAUGUUUUACCAUUUCCUAUUGUGCUAUAUCAUUUUCUGAAUCAGCUAGACGUAAGCCACCGUUUAAUUACAUAUGGCUAUGCAAACUGACACUUGCUAUGUCAUACUUAGCUGCUUUUGCAUCUGUCUUUUAUGAGGUUGAAAUUAUUUUGAUGGCAUUAGGUAUGACAACAGUAAUGACAUUAGGGAUAGGUCUUAUUGCAACAUUUUCAAAGUUUGAUUUAACAAUGAGAACAGGACUCCUGAUGAUUGUUGGACUGGCUUCUAUUGUUGCUAUUGUUGUAUUGACAAUAGUAUCACUAUUUACAGUUAUGACAAUAUUACAUAUAGUGAUUUCAGUUAUAGGAAUGUUCUUACUGUCAAUGUAUUUGUACUUUGAUGUGCAAACAAUUAUGGGUGGAAGGAGAAUAGAAUUGCAUCCUGAUGAAGUUGUAUUUGCAACAACACAAAUUUAUGUUGAUGUUGUACUGUUAUAUAAAUAUGUGUUAAUGUUUUUGGGCCUUCUUCAUCAUCAAUAA
Molecule: messenger RNA, 735 nt
Organism: Habropoda laboriosa
Lineage: Eukaryota; Metazoa; Arthropoda; Insecta; Hymenoptera; Apidae
Product: protein lifeguard 3-like
Exons: 5
Coding region: 1-735 (244 amino acids)
Cellular component (GO): membrane
Source: RefSeq, a predicted model, not a curated record